Molecule: messenger RNA, 1905 nt
Organism: Epithele typhae
Lineage: Eukaryota; Fungi; Basidiomycota; Agaricomycetes; Polyporales; Epitheliaceae
Product: MFS general substrate transporter
Exons: 13
Coding region: 1-1905 (634 amino acids)
Biological process (GO): transmembrane transport
Cellular component (GO): membrane
Molecular function (GO): transmembrane transporter activity
Source: RefSeq, a predicted model, not a curated record
AUGUCCUCUGUCAACCCUCGCGCCUCUGGGCUCUGGUCCACCUCGUCCCGCAUGAGCUACGUCUCCGUGCCUGAUGAAGACAGUGAAGACGUCGAUAUUGAGGCCUUCGCGGAGCCUGGAGAUGGGAGGACCGCGUUGGAUAGGACCAUAGAUCGCAUUGGCAUGGUGCCAGGCUCCUACCAAUGGACGCUCUUGUGCCUCUGUGGAUUCGGCUGGAUGGCGGACAAUAUGUGGAUACAAGCAGUAGCCAUCAUUCUCCCCCGCGUUCAGCGGCACUUCUCUGUGGGGGACAGUUAUGUUGGAACGCUAUCUGCAGCCAUGUUCGCUGGUAUGAUGUUUGGGGCAGUAGGCUGGGGAACCUGUUCCGAUCUCAUGGGACGCACGGCCGCGUUCAACGCCACGCUUUUCUUGACGUCAGUGUUCGGGGUGUUCGCGUCAUUCGUCGGCACGUUUGCGUGGUUGUGCUUUGCUCUCUUCCUCCUGGGCAGCGCGGUUGGGGGUUCUAUGCCUACUGACGGCACCCUCCUUCUGGAGCACAUGCCGAAUGGCAAGCAGUACCUCGUGACCGCGUUAUCAGUGUUCUUCUCCUUCGGCGCGGUUUUUGCGGCCGUCAUCAGUCUCAUCCUCAUACCCAGUCGAUCAUGCCCUCCAGCACCAGCACCUUGCGAUGUCAAUACCCAAAACACCGGCUGGCAAUAUGUUCUCAUAGCGCUUGGGCUCGUAACACUGAGCAUGUUCAUUGCACGAAUCCUAUUCUUCCGUCUUCACGAGUCACCUCGGUACCUCGUGCAUGCCGGACGCCCACAAGAAGCGAUCGAGUCGUUGCAGAUGAUCUCCAAGUUCAAUGGCUCUGAACUUGAGCUCGAUCUAGAUGACAUCGAAGACACGGUCGUGCACGCCCAGCCUGAACAAUCCACCCUUGCCUCUCCCCUACACUCUCCACCGGGUGCUUUGAAGGCGGUGGAGACCAGAGACGACGAAGCAUUGCGGGACGCCACUCCAGUCUCCGGUGCGACAUAUUCCUCCACAGGGUCGCCUGACGUCGCCCUCGAUUCGCACUCGUUCGGAACCCCAUUGCCUCAGCCCUUGCCACCCCCUGCGUUCGUCUCAACUCCCACCGGGCUUGCGCCGCCAGCCCUCUUCCACCUUCCGCCGAGGUCCCCCCUCUCACGACGCCAGUCCACCGCGUCGACCUACAUCGAGUCGAAGACCGGGCCCAUCUGUAAGGCUCUGCCGUCGUGGAUGCGCCGCCCGCUCCUCGCAUGGAUCGACCGCGUUGCAAUGGUGCUCGCGCCGGAGUGGCUGCGGACGACGGUGCUCGUGUGGACUGCAUGGUGUGGCAUGUCGCUCGCGUACACGAUGUUCAACGUGUUCCUCCCCAAGCUGCUCGAGACACGGGGAUCGUCGAACAGCCCAGACGCGACGCCGAAGUCGCUGGAGGAUAGUCUUUGGGACGUCGUAAUAUAUUCACUGGGAGGGUGUCCCGGGGCGAUACUCGGAGCGUGGUUGAUCGACUCGCGCUUGGGACGUCGGUGGUCUCUUGCGGGCAGCACCUUCGUCACUGCGCUGUUUUGCUCCAUGUUUGUCGUCGUGGAGCACCCAUGGCUCGUGCGUGCCAGCACCGUGGGGAUCAGUUUGAGUGCUACGGCGAUGUGGGCGGUGUUGUAUGGAUGGACUCCCGAAAUCUUCGGGACAAAAGUACGAGGAACUGCAUGUGGUAUCGCCUCUGCCCUCUCUCGAAUAGGAGGGAUGAUUGCACCUAUCCUUGGAGGUUUGCUCCUCACGAUGGACCACUCGUUCCCUGUGUACACGAGUAUUGUCGUCUUCAUACUCUCGGGUAUAUGCGUGCUGCUGCUAGAAGAAAAUGAGGGACAGCGAGGAUCUGUUAGGACGAUGGCGCAUUGA